Molecule: messenger RNA, 4706 nt
Organism: Drosophila guanche
Lineage: Eukaryota; Metazoa; Arthropoda; Insecta; Diptera; Drosophilidae
Gene: tn
Product: RING finger protein nhl-1
Exons: 13
Coding region: 422-4543 (1373 amino acids)
Biological process (GO): proteasome-mediated ubiquitin-dependent protein catabolic process; protein polyubiquitination; negative regulation of translation
Molecular function (GO): protein binding; translation repressor activity; metal ion binding
Source: RefSeq, a predicted model, not a curated record
GGACGUGGACGUGAACGAACCGAUACGCCGAUAAUAUAGAUAUAAAUUUAUAUAUACCCCAAUUCGAUACAGCUCUAUAUAUACUACAUAGAUAUAUAUACAUAAAUAUCGAAGACAUAUAUGUGGAGGGAGAGCUGGUGUCUGGUCUUAAAGAAAGUUCCUAAUCGAAGUGCGAGUGUCUUUUUUGCUAGUCAAAAAUCGUUUGCAAAGUGAAAGGAGUGAGUGCCGCUGAGGCAUGCGAAUCAAUUUGCGAAAGUUACUAGAAACAUCCACAGAUUGCAGUGCAAAAAUCAAGCAGCAGAGCUAACAGCCAAAGAGCAGGGCCCCGCCCAAGGGCGCCUCGGAUACCUUUAGCCGGAAGCCGAAACCCCUUUCGGAGCAAAAGAAAAGCAGCAAAAGAGCACAAAAUCAGUGAGCAGCCAUGGAGCAAUUUGAGCAGCUGUUGACGUGCUGCGUCUGCCUGGACAGGUAUCGCAUACCGAAGCUGCUGCCAUGUCAGCACUCCUUCUGCAUGGAGCCCUGCAUGGAGGGACUGGUGGACUAUGUGAGACGACAGGUAAAGUGCCCAGAAUGUCGUGCCGAACAUCGCAUACCCUACAAUGGCGUGCAGGCAUUUCCGACGAACGUCACGCUGCAGCGUUUCCUGGAGCUUCAUAUCGAAAUCACUGGAGAGCUUCCCGAUCCGACAUCAGGUCAGAUCAUGGAACGUUGUGGCGUCUGUUCGGAGAAGGCCUAUCUGUCGCAUUGUGCGCACUGCGAGAAAAAGAUUUGCGAGGACUGCAAGAGCGCCCACAUGGACAUACUGCGACGUGAGAUAACGCGCUUCAACUCACAGAUCCGUCGCAGCUUGCAUCGACUGCAGGACUCUCUGGCCAUCAUUGAGAAGAAUACGAUGAGCCUGCAAACGAACGCCAUCAGCGUGACGGAGGAGAUUGACGAGAUCUAUCAGCGCAUCACGAAGGCCAUCAAGGAUCGCUCGGACCAGCUGAAGGGCGAAAUCGAUCGUUAUCUGGCCGUGGAGCUGCGCAAUCUCACAACGCUCAAGGAGAAUCUCGAUCUGGAGAUCACGAACAUCGGCAGCAACUGUGACAUUGUCGACAAGUACAUGAACGAGACGGUCGAGUGGGACGACUGCGAGCUGAUGGACACCAAGGAGAUCUUCCUGAAGACCGUCGAGUUCCUGCGGCACUUUGAGUACGAGAACAACGACUACAGUCGUCGCGUGCGAUUCCUCGUCUCCAUUGAUCCCAAUCAGCUGGUGAUGAACUUGGCCACCUUCGGGGACCUCAACAUUGCGCCACACUCGACGCCGGGCGGCUCGGUGAGCAGCUCCCAUCUGGCACCGCCCAGCGGCCUGCAGCCCGGCCUGAUGCGCUCCAAGAGCGACCAUCGGCUGGCCACGCAGUUCCGGCAGCAGGAGGAGCGCGGUGGCUACAACGACGAGCCCGUGCUCGGCGGCAGGAAGUUCGGGGAGCGGCCACAGCGCAGUGCCACCACCGCCAACAGCGAUCGCUAUGGCGAGGGUAGCCGCUACGGCCGCUCGGACUAUGACUACGAGAACGAUUACGAGAAUGAGUCCACUGGGGGACGGACGGGCAAGUCCUCCCGCUUCCGAUCACGCUUUGUGCGCUCACACCAGAACGACGACUCGGACACGGAACAGCAGCAGCAGCAGCGCCAGCAGGAGCUUAAGGAGCGCAAGGAGCGCGUCCUCGACAGCGAGGAUGUGUCGCGCGGUCAGCUGAGCGGCAUCAUUCGCCUGAGCGACUGCUCCCGCGUCGUGCAGCGCCUCGCCGACAUUGGCAAGGAGAAGAAGUCCGACAAGAAGUCGGAUGCCGCCUGUGCGGCUCAGGCAGCCGUUCAGGCCGCCAUCCAGAACCAAAAGGCGGCCAUGCAGCGCCAACAGCAGAAGCAAUCGGCAGCUGCCGCAGACGAGGAUGAGCUGGCACGUCAGAAGCGUAAGAGUGUGACUGCUGGAGCCGCGGGAGCGGCCACCUCGAGCAGUGAGGCUGUUCCGGAGCAGCGACCCACCAGCGAGCGGCUGGCGAGCCUCAAGACGACACGCGGCGGCGAGGAUAGCGAUGGCAGCGGCUCCAAUCAGGCGGCGGCAUCAUCUCCAGUGCGUACAGCGACAGCAGCGACGCGAGCCGAGACAGCCAGCGCCACAGACUCUGAUGCAAAUCCCACUCCUCCUACCACCCAACAGUCGAAGCCGCCCGUCUCCGCGCAAGUGGCGGCCGUGAAGAAGACCCAGCGUUCGGGCAGCUCGGACAGCAGCGCCUCCACCGAAAGCUCGGCCAGCUCGGGAGCGGCAGCGGCGGCAGCAGCAGUGGCAGCGGCAGCGACUCCCAGCAGCAGUCAGCACAAGGCGCCCAGCACGGCGCGGCAUUCGAGUGCACGGGAUUCGGUGGCCAGCAGCGCUGUGCCGGAGAAGAAGCCCUUCGUUAGCCGCUUCCUGCCGCAGCACAGCAAUCCGCCGAGUGCCUCCAACGGAACGUCCGACAAGAAGAAGGCCGAGUCCAGCUCGAGCAGCGAGGAGGAGACCAGCUCAGAGUCCGAGUCCGAGUCGGAGCCGGAGACGAAGCCCAAGGCGAGCACCAGCAGCACUGCCACUGCCAGCAAGUCCACGCCCAGCAGCGCCUCCAGCUCGACAACGGCGGCGACCAGCGCCGGCAGCAGCUCCACCAGCGGCAGCUCGUACCGCGAUCGCCUGGAAGCCAGACGGGCUUCCCGAGACGACACCGCCCUAGCGUCGCGCAGCAGCUAUGCCACGCCCUCGAGCAGCGGCUAUGGCAGCGCUGGCAGCAGCAGCACCGCCCGCACACGCACCGUGCCCGCGCCCCAUCAUGCCUCAGAGAGCGAGGAUCGUUAUGGCAGCAGCAGCACUGGCACUGGCACUGGCAGCAGCAGCUACACAAGCCGCUUUCUAAACAAGAGCAAGAGCAGCGCCAUUGUAACGCAACCCUCGCUAUCCACGCCCACCGCCUCCUUCGACGAGGACGCCAACGGCACGGGCGACGACUCGGACAGUCGCUAUGGAACGGGCCGCUCCCGCUAUCUGGCCAUGAAGGAGCGCCGCACACGGCUGGCGCGCAGUCGCUCCUCGCAUCAGUUUGGCAACGAGGAUGAAGAUCUGGAUGAGCCGGUAUCCCCCACAACGGUCUCGCCAUCCGCUUACUUGGCUUCAAGAUACAGCGGCUAUGGCAGCAGUGAUCUGUCCCGGAGCCGUUCCUCGCAUGCGCUGAAGUCGCGCGAUAAUUCGCCCAUCACCGAUCGCAGUGCGGGCAGCUCGCGUGCUGGGGCGCUGGGCAGCAGCUCCACGGACAACAAAGAUGGAGAGGCACUGAGCUCGUGGGCGCGCUACCUGAAGAACAAGUAUGGCAGCAAGAGCAGCAAGGACACGCCCAGUGGCAGUGCCGGCAGCGCACGCGACUCGCAUGCCGCCAGCUCAACGGCGGCAUCGUCUUCGCAUGCGCACGGCACUGGCAGCAGCGGCAGUGGUCGCAGCACGGCCAGCGAGGUGUCGCGACGCCUCAGCUUGGGCUUGCCACUGAGGCAGGCCAACGAGCUGGCCUCCUCCGACGACGAUGGGUCAAAAAACGGGCUAGGCUCCCCUACGUCCCCUACGGUAGCAGCAGCAGUGGCAGCAGCCGGUAUAACCGGAGUGGCAGGUACUAUCCCUAAGCAGGUGUAUCUGCGCAAGCGCCAGCAGCUGUUCCAGUUGGGGGGCCGGGGGAGCGAGCCCGGAUCCUUUACGUGGCCGCGCGGCCUAGCCGUCGGUCCCGACAACAGCAUCGUCGUUGCGGACUCCAGCAACCAUCGUGUCCAGGUCUUCGACUCCAAUGGCAUCUUCGUCAAGGAGUUUGGAGAGUAUGGCAGCGGCGAGGGAGAAUUCGAUUGUCUGGCCGGUGUGGCCGUCAAUCGAAUCGGCCAAUACAUCAUUGCCGAUAGAUACAAUCAUCGCAUACAGGUGCUCGAUCCGCAGGGAAGGUUCCUGCGAGCUUUUGGUUCGCAGGGCACCGCAGAUGGCAAAUUCAAUUAUCCCUGGGGAGUGACAACCGAUGCACUCGGCUUCAUUUACGUGUGCGAUAAGGAGAACCACAGAGUGCAGGUUUUCCAAUCCGAUGGUUCCUUCGUUGGCAAAUUUGGUUCCUGCGGCCGUGGCGAAGGACAACUUGAGCAUCCGCAUUAUAUAGCCGUAUCGAAUACGAAUCGUGUGAUUGUUUCCGAUUCGAAUAACCACAGGAUCCAGAUUUUUGAUGUUAACGGCAAGGUUCUGUCCACGGUGGGCGGCGAGGGCUCUGACGAUGGUCAGUUCAAGUUUCCACGCGGUGUGGCGGUGGACGACCAGGGCUAUAUAUUUGUGGCCGAUUCGGGCAAUAAUCGCAUACAGAUCUUCAAUCCGGAUGGCAGCUUCCUGAAGACCUUCGGCUCCUGGGGCUCCGGCGAUUCGGAGUUCAAAGGACUGGAGGGCGUCGCCAUCAUGUCCAAUGGCAACAUCUUGGUCUGCGAUCGCGAGAAUCAUCGUGUUCAAGUCUUCUAAUCAGUCACAACACGUGGCCCCUCUUUGAUUUUGUUUUGUUUAAGUUUCUCAAUUAAUUUAUGAUUUAUUAAUAUUUCCUUCGAGUGCCAAAUAAUUUAAUGCCUUUAUUUCUAUUCAUAGAAAUGUUGUCAAUUAACUAUAAAGCAAAAAGUAAACAACAAAA